UAUAUCUCCCUGAUUCGACCAUUCCGCCUUGUCCCAUACCUCGCUAAGAAUGGAACCAUCCUACGGGUGGCAUCAUUCCCGCCGGAGCGAAGAUGCUGGGUGUUCACGUCCCACGGAAAGACAUAUUCAGAUGACGCGCCGGAUAAAUGCCCCACCCAGAGGCCGUUACAGCCCAGAGACCAGUAUAGGUCGAUUUAAAACUGCUUAAUGAGAUUCUCGAAGGACAUCACAGACAGCACACCCAGAUCUUUACUACCAUACAUAUCAGACAACUACGACAUCAGCUACGCGAGUGUUUCCCUCAUCUUCGUUGCGAAUGGACUCGGCCAUCUUGUUGCCACGCCCCAGGCUUAUUUUGUAGUCCAGAAAGUAGGCAGGAUAGGGGGGCGUACAUAAUUUUUUAAGCCCUCAUGGCUAUGAGUUUCUUGAUUCUGGCCUGCCAUCGUGGUUUCCCUGUUACCGUUGUCGCAUUUUGGUUCGUUGGAAUUGGCGAAGCCCUCAACCUGGCUCUCAAUAAUGUCUACUGUGCUACGCUCCAGGGCAGAAUAUCGGCCUUUAGGGCUUCUCCACGACAGCUAUGGUGCAGGAGGAACC
Molecule: messenger RNA, 594 nt
Organism: Aspergillus alliaceus
Lineage: Eukaryota; Fungi; Ascomycota; Eurotiomycetes; Eurotiales; Aspergillaceae
Exons: 1
Coding region: 208-396 (62 amino acids)
Source: RefSeq, a predicted model, not a curated record